Molecule: messenger RNA, 15922 nt
Organism: Drosophila gunungcola (fruit fly)
Lineage: Eukaryota; Metazoa; Arthropoda; Insecta; Diptera; Drosophilidae
Gene: rg
Product: neurobeachin
Biological process (GO): intracellular protein localization
Cellular component (GO): cytosol; membrane
Molecular function (GO): protein kinase binding
Source: RefSeq, a predicted model, not a curated record
CCGCUCAGAUUCAAAUUCAAACAAAAAUUUCACGUUUCGCCGUUCGGACGUCGUUUCUCGUUGCCGUUGCGGCUUGAAUUUUGCUGAAACGAAACGGCGACUCGAUUUUGGUGCUUAGUACAGGAUGUCCUGAAGCUGAAGGAUUUUAAGCAAAAGGGAAAGGUCUCGGAAAAGUGCUUCAAAAUAAUAAAUUCGAGGCGGAGAAAACGCAAAGCGGAGAACCGGAGAACGUAGACGAGAAACACCGAAAAACAGAGAACUUAAACGAGAAAACUGAAUCAAAAAACAGCACAAGACGCUGAUCAGAAUCGCUGAAUAAAACAAAAUUAAAAUGCGGAGGUGAAUUACGUGAAAUAAUUCAAUUAAUUCGUUUUGCGAACAACACAACGUAAACAAAAAAAAUGGUUGUAUUUUGUUGUUACGUGAACGUUGCGUUAUUGAAUUUAUGAAUCAAGAUUUUGUUGCCUCCCGCCGCGUAUUAUUUUCUCAUUAUUUUUUUGCCAAUUUUUUUUACUGUGUAUGUGAAGACAAAAACAACAAUAAUAAUGGUAACAAAAGCAACAGCAGCAACAAAACAUAAACAACAACAGUAAACAGACUAAAAACAACGGCAGAAAGCGGCUAAAAACAACUGUGCAAUUAAAAUAAAAUUAUAUAUAACCAAGUAUUAUAAAAAAAAUAAUACAAAUUUUGAUAAGUGUCGACGGAAAAAGUAGCUCAAUAUGAGCCAGAAAAGCAGCAACAACGACAGCUAUAUAGCUGCUCCACAACAACAACAGCAAAAAAUGAAAAUUGGAAAAGUGCAACAACACAAAUGAUGCAUAUAUGAAAUGAAAUCAAAAUAGUAAACAAAAAAAACCAGCCAAAAAAAUUAAAAAUUUGAAAUAAUAAUUUUUUUCUCCCCUCCAAUUGCCUGGCAAUAUUUAAUUGUUUAUAUAUAUAUAUAGCAUUACCAUCUUCAUAUAUAUCUAUUAUAUAUGUAAAUGUAUUAUAUAUUUGUGUAUCUGUGUGUGUGUAUUUUCGUGUGCAUUCCAUCCAUUAAUUCUACAACUCAAUUUAUGUAAAACAAAACAAAAAUAAAUAAAAACCAAAUACAAAAAAAAAUAAAAUUUUAACCAAAAACAACCAACAAAAAACUGCAUGUUAAACGCGUUAAAAUAAACAAAUUAACAAUAUACACCCGUGAAACAAACAAAAUAAUCUGAACCACAAAUCGUGCACCAAAAUGGCGGACAUCAUGCGUCCGCCGUACAGUGAGAUCAAACGGCCGGACGAAAUCGUCAGAAUGACAACCGCCGACAAUCUCAAGUUCGCCGUCCUCAUCGGCCUCAUCGAGGUUGGCCAGGUGACCAACCGGGAGGUGGUCAAUACCGUCCUGCAUUUGCUGGUCGGCGGUGAAUUCGAUAUGGAAUUGAAUUUUGUGAUACAGGAUGCGCAGAAUAUCAAACAUAUGCUGGAGCUGCUGGAUCAUUGUCCGCCCAAUUUGCAGGCGGAGAUUUGGAGCGUAUUCAUUGCCAUCCUGCGCAAAAGUGUCCGCAAUCUGCAGGCGUGCACCGAUGUCGGCCUCAUCGAGCAUGUCCUCGUACGCCUGCAGCGCUCCGAAACGGUUGUGGCAGAUCUGCUCAUCGAGAUGCUGGGCGUGCUGGCCAGCUACAGCAUAACGGUGAAGGAGCUGAAGCUGCUCUUCGGUACGAUGAAGGCCACCAAUGGCAAGUGGCCGCGCCACUCGGCCAAGUUGCUGAACGUCCUCCGGCAGAUGCCACACCGCAAUGGACCGGACGUGUUCUUCAGCUUUCCUGGCCGCAAGGGAUCGGCCAUGGUCCUGCCGCCUUUGGCCAAGUGGCCGUACGAGAACGGAUUUACUUUCACCACCUGGUUCCGUCUGGAUCCCAUCAACUCGGUGAAUAUCGAGCGUGAGAAGCCCUACCUUUACUGCUUCAAGACAUCGAAGGGCGUGGGCUAUACGGCGCACUUUGUGGGCAACUGCCUUGUUCUCACCUCGAUGAAGGUCAAGGGCAAGGGCUUUCAGCAUUGUGUCAAAUAUGAAUUCCAGCCACGAAAGUGGUAUAUGAUUGCCAUAGUGUAUAUAUACAAUCGUUGGACGAAAAGCGAAAUCAAGUGCCUCGUUAAUGGACAGCUGGCCUCUUCAACCGAGAUGGCCUGGUUUGUUUCCACAAACGAUCCCUUUGACAAGUGCUACAUAGGAGCCACCCCCGAAUUGGAUGAGGAGCGCGUGUUCUGUGGCCAAAUGUCGGCGAUCUACCUUUUCAGCGAGGCGCUGACCACGCAGCAGAUCUGCGCGAUGCAUCGCCUGGGACCCGGUUACAAGUCGCAGUUUCGAUUCGACAACGAGUGCUAUCUGAAUCUGCCGGACAAUCACAAGCGGGUGAGUCACUUUCAACUUCUGCCAGCGACCUUGGGGGCGUCAUCACUACCGGGAGUGGGCGGUGGCGUUGGCGGUGGCAGUGGGAGUGGCACCGGGGGCGGCGAUGCAGCAGCGGCAGCUGUUGCCGCCGGUCAGCAACAGCAAUUGCAGUUGCAAUUCCAAACGCUGGCCGCCGAACAAGAGGCGCGUGCGAUCGAUUGGACGGAUGAGAAGCUUGAUUUGAAUGCGGCCUUUGUGAAAAUACGAGCGGUUUUAACCGCCCGCAAUGCAGUGACCUUGGCAGGCAGUAGCAGUAGCAGUAGCUCUACCGCAGCAACAACAGCAGCCGGAGGAACAUCUCCCGCAGCAACAUCAUCGGCGUUGCCAGCAGCAGCGGCGACACAAAACGACAAUGAUGCCGUCGCACCACAGCAGCAACAUGCAACAACAGCAUCGUCUGGCAAUGCGGACGAUCCGCUCGGCCAUUUGCCCACUGGAAAUGCUUCUUCUUUUGAGCAACUGCGUCGAAUGUCCAGCGUGAGCAGCUUGAACUCAAUGGUCGGAACCGCCGACACUGAGGAGGUCAACCAGCUGAAAGCUGUGCUGUACGAUGGCAAACUAUCGAAUGCCAUCGUGUUCAUGUACAAUCCAGUGGCCACCGAUGGUCAAUUGUGUCUGCAGUCGUCGCCCAAGGGAAAUGUUUCAUAUUUCGUGCACACACCGCAUGCGCUGAUGCUGCAGGAUGUAAAGGCCGUGGUCACGCACUCGAUACACUGCACCCUCAACUCGAUUGGCGGCAUCCAGGUGCUAUUCCCGCUCUUCUCGCAGCUAGACAUGGCCCACGAGGGCCUGGGUGACAUCAAGCGGGAUCCCACGCUGUGCUCCAAGUUGCUGGGCUUCAUCUGUGAACUGGUGGAAACAUCGCAGACGGUGCAGCAGCACAUGAUCCAGAACCGGGGCUUCCUGGUCAUCUCGUUCAUGCUGCAGCGCUCUUCCCGCGAACACUUAACCCUCGAGGUCCUUGGAUCCUUUCUGAACCUCACCAAAUAUCUGGUCACCUGCCUGUCGGCCAAUAGCGAUCUGCUGCUCAAGCAGUUGUUCUGUUUCUCGUUUCUCACGUGGCAGCUGCUGGACCACGUCCUCUUCAACCCAGCCCUGUGGAUAUAUACGCCCGCGAAUGUCCAGGCGCGGCUCUACUCCUACUUGGCCACCGAGUUCCUCUCGGACACGCAGAUCUACAGCAAUGUGAGGAGGGUCAGCACGGUCCUGCAGACGGUGCACACACUCAAGUACUACUACUGGGUGGUCAAUCCAAGGGCCAAGAGCGGCAUCAUUCCCAAGGGACUGGACGGACCUCGCCCGGCCCAGAAGGACAUUCUGGCCAUCCGAGCCUACAUCCUGCUGUUCCUUAAGCAGCUCAUCAUGAUCGGAAAUGGCGUGAAGGAGGAUGAGCUGCAGAGCAUACUCAACUAUCUGACAACCAUGCACGAGGACGAGAACCUGCACGACGUGCUGCAGAUGCUCAUCUCGCUGAUGUCGGAGCAUCCCAGCUCCAUGGUACCUGCCUUUGAUGUGAAGCACGGCGUGCGCAGCAUCUUCAAGUUGCUGGCGGCCGAAAGUCAGUUGAUCCGUCUGCAGGCCCUCAAAUUGCUGGGCUUCUUCCUUUCGCGCAGCACCCACAAACGCAAAUACGAUGUGAUGUCACCUCACAAUCUGUACACGUUGCUGGCAGAGCGGUUGCUCCUCUACGAGGAGUCACUCUCCCUGCCCACUUACAAUGUUCUCUACGAGAUCAUGACGGAGCACAUUUCGCAGCAGAUCCUAUACACAAGGCACCCGGAACCGGAGAGUCACUACCGCCUGGAGAAUCCAAUGAUCCUCAAGGUGGUGGCCACCCUGAUCCGGCAGUCCAAGCAGACGGAGUCCCUGAUCGACGUGAAGAAGCUGUUCCUGCAGGACAUGACGCUGCUGUGCAACAGCAAUCGGGAGAAUCGGCGCACCGUGCUCCAGAUGUCCGUGUGGCAGGAGUGGCUUAUUGCGAUGGCCUACAUCCAUCCGAAGAGCAGCGAGGAGCAGAAGAUUAGCGACAUGGUGUACUCGUUAUUCAGAAUGCUGCUGCAUCAUGCCAUCAAGCAUGAGUAUGGCGGAUGGAGGGUUUGGGUGGACACCCUCGCCAUCGUCCACUCGAAGGUGUCGUACGAGGAGUUCAAGCUGCAGUUCGCCCAAAUGUACGAACACUACGAACGCCAGCGAACGGAUAACAUCACCGAUCCUGCCCUGCGUCAGGCCAGACCAAUAAGUACGAUCAGUGGUUGGGAGCGGGAGGAGCUGCAUCAGCAGCAGAACGGAGGAGCAGCUGCUGCAGUGGCCCCAAAUCAAGCAGCUGCAGCAACGGCAGCAGUCAAGGCUUCCGUUUCCAUUGCCUCCCUGGAGGAUGUGCCUCCGGUGGUCGAGGAGGAAGUGGAGGAGCUGGAACUGGAGGAGGUGGACAUACAAGAGGGUCCAAUUAUCGAGCCCGAAGCUGCCGAACCCAACAAAUCCGUGAUAGCCAACAUUUCUGAUGUGUACAACGAGCAGAUCAAAACCGAUGCCACCUGCAAUGGCAAUGGCAAUGGGAAUGGCAAUCUGGAGGAGGUCAAAGAGGAGGAUCCGGCGGCCGUGGAACGAGUUGAAGAUCUGGCGGAGAAGCCAGCGGACGCAUCUCCGCUGGGAGCACUUCGGGAAACGCUUCAGCUGGGCGAUGACAUGGAUGUGGAGGAGCUCGAACUGGCCACCGCCAAGGAUGCCCUCAAUGCGGAGCAGCAUGUGGCGCGAGUUCUUCAGGCGUCCGAAGCGGCGCUCAACGAUUGCAAAAUGGCCGUCGAUGAUGUCCUGCAGGAGGCAUCGUCCGUUCUCAAGGACGAGGAGAUCGAACUGGCCGUCAACGAAGUGGUCCAGGGUGUCCUUAACAACGAGAAGAAAUCACAAGCGGACAAGGAUAAGGAUAAGGAUAACAAGGAACAGCAGCCAGACGGGCAGGAUGUGAAUGUUAGCCUGCUGAAUAGCAAGAAUUUGCUCAACAAUAAUAAUAUUAAUAAUAACAAUAGUCCGAGUCCCACGCCCACAACGGCGACGGCGGAAACGCAAGCGGAAACGGAAACGGAAAAGGAGGUAAAUGCCAAUGAGAUCGUGGCGCCCAAGGAGCAGGAAUCCAAAACAGAUACAAAUACAGAAACGGAAACGGAAACGAUAACAAAAACGGCCGCUGCGGAAGUGGAAACCCUGAAAGCGGCCAAGCCAUGCGCAUUAGUCCCCAGCCCCGUAGUAGCAACCAAUCAAAAGACUGAAGACGCAGCCAACAAGCUGAACAACAACGAGAAGCUGGCCGAGAUCAGCGCGAGUCCCGAGCCCAUUGUUGUGUUGGAAACGCCAGAAGCCGAUCUUCUUCAGCUCUCGGACACGGAAACGGUAACGAAAACGGAAACGGAAGCAGAGGAUCCGGUGGCGUUGGCCGUUAGGGAUAUUGUCGAGCAACUGAUCGAAAAGGUGAUCGAUGCCACGGAAGCGGAAACGGCCAGCGAAACCAAAACGGAGACCAAUAACAAUGAGCUACCCAAAGGUGACAAGUCGACAUCACUCCGAGAAGUGGAAACCGCAGAGAGUUUGGCCGCUGCCACCGCCGAAGAAAUUGUCCAGGAAGUGGUGGAAGCAGCACUCGUUUUGGCUCAAGAGGAGAGUACUCCAGAGCCGGAUGCAGAAAAGCAAGCUAAAUCCCAGGAACAGGAGGAGAAGAAAAUGGCAAAGGAAGACAAUUCGCCAGAUGCUAGUGAGGAUCGGGAAAGCAAGGUGUCCGAAGCACCCAAGUCCCAAGAUCUUCAGGAACCAAAAUCCCAGAAUCUUGGGGAACCUAAAACCAAGGAACCUGAAGUUUCCAACGCACUGGAAGUCCCCCAAGAACUAGUCCAGAAACAAGAGGAUCAUGUGGCGACCAUUGUCAACCAAGUUCUCGACACUCUGGUGGAUGAAACGGUCAAGGCCGUGGCCGCCGAACAAACCACCCAGACAUCACCCGCUCCCGAGCAGCAAUCGCCACGAAUCCUGGCCAAGGAGACCUCUGUGACACCGGUGCGUGUGAAGCCCACUGAAGUGGACUCCACCACCCAGACCACGCCCAAAAACGAGGCGGGCUCCAAUCCCAUGGUUGAGGAGGUGGUGCAGCAGGUGAUUCAAGAGGACGAAGUGCAAAUCCAAACAUCAGGCGACCAGAUUGCCAUUGAUGAUGAGGAGUACUCCAGUCAGCAGGCUGCUGCGGGAGUCGACAAUGCCAGCCAAAUGGAGGCCAGUCAUUAUGGCCCCGGCAAUCCGGAAGCCAAGCAACAGCAACAACAACAACAACAACAACAACAACAGCAACAUCGCUCCAAAUCGGGAUCAACGCGACCCAUGUUUAGUCCAGGUCCCACGCGUCCACCGUUCCGUAUACCGGAAUUCAAGUGGUCCUACAUCCAUCAGCGACUCCUCAGCGAUGUGCUCUUCUCGCUCGAAACGGACAUUCAGGUGUGGCGCAGUCAUUCAACCAAGAGCGUCCUCGACUUUGUCAACUCCAGCGAGAAUGCCAUCUUUGUGGUGAACACGGUGCAUCUGAUUUCACAGCUGGCCGAUAACCUGAUCAUCGCCUGCGGAGGUUUACUGCCUCUAUUGGCGAGCGCCACGUCGCCCAAUUCCGAACUGGACGUGUUGGAGCCCACGCAGGGUAUGCCUUUGGAGGUGGCCGUGUCCUUUCUGCAGCGUCUGGUCAACAUGGCCGACGUACUGAUCUUCGCCACCUCUCUGAACUUCGGUGAGUUGGAGGCGGAGAAGAACAUGUCCAGUGGUGGCAUCCUGCGCCAGUGCCUGCGAUUGGUGUGCACCUGUGCGGUGCGAAAUUGCCUGGAAUGCAAGGAGCGUACGCGCUAUAAUGUGGGUGCUCUGGCGAGGGAUGUCCCUGGUGCGGCGCACCUGCAGGCCCUCAUCCGCGGAGCUCAGGCAUCGCCCAAGAACAUUGUCGAGUCAAUCACCGGUCAAUUAUCGCCCGUCAAGGAUCCAGAGAAGCUGCUCCAGGACAUGGACGUCAAUCGCCUACGUGCCGUCAUCUAUCGCGAUGUGGAGGAGACAAAGCAGGCACAAUUCCUGUCGCUGGCAAUCGUCUACUUUAUAUCUGUGCUGAUGGUGUCCAAGUACCGUGAUAUUCUGGAGCCGCCGGCAGAGCCGCAGAUCCAGCGUCAAUCGCCAGUGCUGCAGCGCACGGCAGGCGGCGAAGCCGCCAGUGCGCGCCCUUUGUUUCCCCAAUGGUCGCAUCAUGUUUACCCGCAAUUCCUGCCCGAAUCGCACCAGAAUCACAGCAGCAACAUGCAACACCAGCAGCAGCAGCAGCAGCAGCAACAGCAACACUACUAUCAGCAACAACAGCAGCAGCAGCAACAGCAACAGCAGGUUGCCCACAAUCACAGCCAUCAUCACAUGACUGCUGCUUACUACCAGCAACAGCAACAGCAGCAGCAGCAACAUCAGCAAGUCGGAGUAUCUCAACAGCAACAUUCGCCCACUCCUUUGGCCACACAUUCAACCAGUUCUUCGGCCAGUUCUACGGCCACAUCUCAGCCAGCUUCGAGUUCCUCCCUCUCCAGCCUGGCCUCACAGAGUCAGCAGCAAUCGCAUCGUCAAAUGCACAAACAACAGCAACAGCAGCAGCAACAUCAGCAGCAGCAACAACAUUACCAUCCACAUCAGCCGCACUACGGAUUGAUCAAUGGUCAUCAGCAGCAUCAGCAGCAUCAACAGCUGAAUGGCAAACAUUAUACGGAAAAUGGAUCGGCAACGGGAUAUCAUCAGCAUCCUCAUCCACAUCCGCAUGGUGGCUAUAUGCGAAAUGGCGAGUCGACGGCACAGCAGAAUGGCAUUUCCGACUAUCAGGCAGUGGGACUGAUGAAUGGACAUGGCUCCAGUGCAACGGGUAAUAACAACAAUUCCAGCCUGAUGAACAACAUACGAAAUUUGAGGAAUGGAGCAGCAACGUCGUCAUCAUCGGCGGGAACCCAAGGUGGAAUUGCCACUACGGGAGCUGUGAAUGCAAAUGCUGCUGGUGUUGGCAUGGGUGUGGGUGUGGGCGUGGGCAUGGGCAUUGGGGGCCUGGCAGGGGGCUUGGAUGGAGGCGUGGCCUACAAGACGAGCGCCAUAAAUAAUAAUUAUCGCUACAAUGGACGCAACGCAUCCGCUGGAACAGGUGGUCGUCAAAUUCAGGAUAGUGACUAUGAGAUAAUUGUUGUCGAUGAGAACAAUCCAUCCGUUUUGGCCGAUAAUGAUUCACAUUCCAGUGGACCCCCAUCCAUAAAGGCCAACCAGACAACAACAACAACAGCAACAACAACAACAACCCAUAUUAACAACAACAACACUAAGACUACAACAACAGCAAAUGCUCCAACAACAACAACAAUUAAAAUUCAACAACAACCAUUGUCACCACCCAAGCCGUUGGUGCCACAAAAAUUACCAAAGAGCGUCGACUCGGAUGUGGGCUCCCUCAACAUGAACUCCACGGAGAACGAAGUGCCCGAGGUGGAGUCAUCCAGCGAGAUCCUCAUCGAUGACCACAAGCCGAGUCACUCGAACGACGAAAGCUGGACGGAUGUGAAUCUCAACGAGGAUGCAGCCGUUCAGGCGGCCAGUGCUGGAAUGGUUGUUGGACUGGUGGACAAUGGUGGCAAUGUUAUAUCGGACAAACACGAUCCGUCGCAUCACAAUCAACAGCAACAGCAACAGCAGCAUCAGCAGCAGCAGCAGGCGGGGAUUAUCGGACAGCAACAUGGAUCACUUGGCCAUUCGGAGCGGGGUGAUAAACCAGAUUCGGAAAUUUCGGUGGUCCGUGUGCCCGAUGGCUAUGGCGGUGCCGGUUCUGGCGUCAAUUCUGGCCAAGGACAGGGUGUCCCGCCCAAUCAGCGUCCUCGACCCGAGGAAUUGCCCAUGAAGGCGCCCGCUUUGGUGGCCCAACUACCGCUGACAACGCCGUCGCGGGAAGCAAGUCUCACCCAGAAACUGGAGAUUGCAUUGGGACCGGUGUGUCCUCUGCUCCGUGAAAUCAUGGUGGAUUUCGCACCCUUCCUGUCCAAAACUCUCGUUGGCUCCCACGGACAGGAGCUACUGAUGGAGGGCAAGGGUCUGACGACCUUCAAGAACUCGCAUUCCGUGGUGGAACUGGUCAUGUUGCUCUGCUCGCAGGAAUGGCAAAACAGUCUGCAGAAGCACGCAGGCCUGGCCUUCAUCGAGUUGAUCAACGAGGGUCGCCUGCUGUCGCAUGCCAUGAAGGACCACAUUGUCAGGGUGGCCAAUGAGGCGGAGUUUAUCCUUAACCGAAUGCGAGCCGACGAUGUCCUCAAGCAUGCCGACUUUGAAUCGCAGUGUGCCCAAACACUGUUGGAGCGAAGGGAGGAGGAGCGAAUGUGUGACCAUUUGAUAACCGCUGCGCGUCGCAGGGAUAAUGUGAUUGCAAGUCGCCUGCUGGAGAAGGUGAGAAACAUCAUGUGCAAUCGCCACGGUGCCUGGGGAGAUUCGAGUGCCAGUUCGAGUGGUGGCGCCAUUGUGGGAGCGGUGCAGAAGAGUCCGUACUGGAAACUGGAUGCCUGGGAGGACGAUGCCCGACGUCGCAAACGGAUGGUGCAGAAUCCGCGCGGCUCGUCGCAUCCGCAGGCUACGCUCAAGGCGGCUCUGGAGAACGGUGGACCCGAGGAUGCCAUACUGCAGACACGCGACGAGUUCCACACCCAAAUUGCCGUGUCGCGGGCACAUCCUUCGGGCCAGCACAAUGGUGAGCUGUUGGACGAUGCCGAGCUGUUGAUCGAGGAUCGGGAAUUAGACUUGGAUCUCACGGGUCCCGUCAACAUAAGCACCAAGGCGAGGUUGAUAGCUCCGGGACUGGUGGCACCCGGCACGGUAUCCAUAACCAGCACAGAGAUGUUCUUUGAGGUGGACGAGGAGCAUCCAGAGUUCCAAAAGAUCGAUGGCGAGGUCCUAAAGUACUGCGAUCAUUUGCACGGCAAGUGGUACUUCUCCGAGGUGAGGGCCAUCUUUUCGAGACGCUAUCUCCUGCAGAACGUGGCCCUGGAGAUCUUUCUGGCCAGCAGGACGUCCAUACUAUUUGCCUUUCCCGAUCAGCAUACGGUCAAGAAGGUGAUCAAGGCUCUGCCGCGUGUGGGUGUGGGCAUAAAGUACGGGAUACCACAGACCCGUAGGGCCUCCAUGAUGUCACCGCGUCAACUGAUGCGCAACUCUAACAUGACCCAGAAAUGGCAGCGUCGCGAGAUCAGCAACUUUGAGUAUCUAAUGUUCCUCAAUACGAUCGCCGGUAGGACGUACAACGACCUGAACCAGUAUCCCAUCUUUCCAUGGGUGCUGACCAAUUACGAGUCCAAGGACUUGGACUUGAGCCUGCCCUCCAACUAUAGGGAUCUCUCGAAACCGAUUGGCGCAUUGAACCCCUCGCGAAGAGCCUAUUUCGAGGAGCGUUACGAGAGUUGGGACAGCGACACCAUUCCGCCCUUCCACUACGGCACUCACUAUUCCACGGCGGCCUUCACGCUCAAUUGGCUGGUGCGAGUGGAACCGUUCACCACCAUGUUCCUGGCCCUGCAGGGCGGCAAGUUCGACUAUCCGGACAGGCUGUUCAGUUCGGUGUCGUUGUCGUGGAAGAACUGCCAACGCGACACGUCGGAUGUGAAGGAACUGAUACCCGAAUGGUAUUUCCUGCCCGAGAUGUUCUACAACUCGUCGGGCUAUCGGUUGGGCCAUCGUGAGGAUGGUGCCUUGGUGGAUGACAUCGAACUGCCGCCGUGGGCCAAGAGUCCCGAGGAGUUUGUGCGCAUCAAUCGCAUGGCCUUGGAAUCGGAGUUCGUGUCCUGCCAACUGCAUCAGUGGAUCGAUCUGAUCUUUGGGUAUAAGCAGCGUGGUCCCGAGGCCAUUAGGGCCACCAAUGUGUUCUACUACUUGACGUACGAGGGCAGCGUAGAUUUGGAUGGGGUCUUGGAUCCCGUGAUGCGCGAAGCCGUAGAGAACCAAAUCCGGAACUUUGGCCAGACGCCCAGUCAACUGCUAAUGGAGCCGCAUCCGCCACGCAGCUCGGCCAUGCAUCUGUCGCCCAUGAUGUUCAGUGCGAUGCCGGAGGAUCUGUGUCAGAUGCUCAAGUUCUACCAGAACUCGCCGGUCAUUCACAUUUCGGCCAACACGUAUCCGCAGCUUUCGUUGCCGUCGGUGGUCACGGUCACGGCGGGUCACCAGUUUGCCGUGAAUCGAUGGAACUGCAGUUACACAGCCUCCGUCCAGAGUCCCAGCUACGCCGAAUCGCCCCAAUCGCCGGGCUCCAAUCAACCACUCACCAUCGAUCCGGUUUUGGCUGUCCAUGGCACCAAUAACAAUAGCAAUGCGGUCAGCCGACGUCAUUUGGGCGACAAUUUCAGCCAGAUGCUAAAGAUUCGAUCGAACUGCUUUGUCACAACGGUGGACAGCCGGUUCUUGAUCGCCUGCGGCUUUUGGGACAACAGUUUCCGCGUAUUUGCCACCGAAACGGCGAAAAUCGUGCAAAUUGUGUUCGGUCACUUUGGAGUGGUGACGUGCAUGGCCCGUUCCGAGUGCAACAUCACCUCGGACUGCUAUAUAGCCUCCGGAUCGGCCGAUUGCACGGUGCUGCUGUGGCACUGGAAUGCCCGGACCCAGAGCAUCGUGGGCGAGGGCGAUGUGCCCACGCCACGAGCCACUUUGACGGGUCACGAGCAGGCGGUGACCUCGGUUGUGAUCAGUGCCGAAUUGGGUUUGGUUGUCUCUGGAUCGUCAAACGGACCCGUACUAAUCCACACCACUUUUGGCGACCUGCUGCGCUCACUGGAUCCACCGGCGGAGUUUCACUCCCCGGAACUGAUCACCAUGUCCCGCGAGGGCUUCAUUGUCAUCAAUUACGACAAGGGCAACGUGGCCGCCUACACCAUCAAUGGCAAGAAACUGCGCCACGAGACGCACAACGACAAUCUACAGUGCAUGUUGCUGUCGCGCGAUGGCGAAUACCUGAUGACCGCCGGCGAUCGCGGCAUCGUGGAGGUGUGGCGCACCUUCAAUCUAGCACCACUUUAUGCCUUCCCCGCCUGCAACGCGGGCAUACGAUCCUUGGCCCUCACCCACGAUCAGAAAUACCUUCUGGCCGGACUUUCGACGGGCUCGAUCAUAGUAUUCCACAUCGACUUCAACCGCUGGCACCACGAGUACCAGCAGCGCUACUAAGUUUGGACGCUUUGACAUUCCAACAACCCACGACUCGCCAGUUAACAGAGGCCAAGAAAAUGGAAACAGAAACGGAAACGGAAACGAAAACAGAAACGGAAAUAAAAUAUGGAAACGAUCGCAAAGCAACUACGAAGUACUUAUAAAAAAGAUGGCAUGGAUGGAGGAUCGGUUUUUUUCUAUAUAGACCUUUACAACUCUAGGCUAGUAAGCGAAACUAUGUUUUUUUUUGUCUAGUAUUAAUUGUGCAUUAGUGUGUGUUUGGCCCAUGAAAGCCAGUCAAAAAAAAAAAGUAACAACAAAAAAAAAGAGAACGGAACAGAACAGAAGAUGAAAACAUUUUUUUUACUAGUAUUAACAAAAUGUAUGUUAAGUUAUGGCAAAAUGGAGGAGGGCAAAGGCAAAAGCAAAAGGUAAACGGCAAAAACAAGGGGAUAUCGACGGAGGAGAAGGCAAGUGAGGAGAGUUGGCGGCUUAAGUAAGUAGUUGAAAUAAGACAAAUGAAGUUAGUGUUUAUAAAACGCAAUAAGCAGUUAAUAAAUCUUAAAGUAAAUCUAAAACUAAAGCUAAUUCCACAUGCAUUAUAAUACCAACGUAGCAAAAGUUCUCAUAAAAAUUUAAACAACAAAAAAAAACAAAACGCUGCGCAACGAAAAUGAAGGGAGAAAAUAAUGAAACUAAAGCGGCCAAAAGGAAGAAAAAUGGUAGAGAAAGCAGAAAGCCAAUUUUUAAUUAAAGCGUUAGUUCUUUGUGACAAAUCCACACACACACAUACACACUCCGAAACACACCCCAUUUAUACACACACACACACACACACACAUUAACAAGGUAACCAAGCAAGGACAAUGCCAAGGCAAUAAAGCUGAUAAAUAGAGAAGAAAAGAGAGGGCAGAGUAAAACGGAGCAGGAAACGGAAGAGAAGCAUGAGGCGGAUACGAGAUAUUUUAGUACACACACGCAUAUGUAUUUGUAGCUAACUAACACUCAACUUAACUACAACAAAAAAAACGCUAACUAAAAUCCAAACAACAACUAAAAUAUCAACGCUGCUAAGAGCCACAGAAUAUAAUAAAUAAAUAACAACAAACACAAAUAUAAAAAGGCAUUUUAUAUAUAUAAAUAAACUUACAGAUAUAUCCGCCAACGGAAGCGGAAUAUGCAAAACUUAUCCAAGCGAAUGCGGCGAUUACGUUUUUCGUUCUCGUUUCACAAAUAUCACGCAUACGCCAUGCUGCACCGCCCGCUAAUUUCGAAACGAGAGCGAAAACAAAUAAAAACAAAACGAAAACAAAAUAUAGUCUUAACAUAUAUAUUCGUUGUUUUUUUUUUUGUAUAUUCUCUACAAUUGUUUGUUCUUUGAAUUUUUUUGUUAGCUAUAUUUGUUAGGUAAAAGUGAGAAAAUUUUCGAUUGCGUCCAAAAUUAGCCUACUACCCCCCAUGUCACGUCGACUCACACAAAAUGAAAAAUUGGCUUCCUCGAAACAAAACCAAUCAAUGAACGUCCAGGAUGAGGUGUUUUUUAUAAUAUAUUGACCGCAGAUUCUGCCUUUGAUUUUCCCAAGCGAUUCGCAACCAAAAACAAAAACCAACCAAUCCAUCCAUGGCGCACCACUCUGGCACUAACCGAUUAGAUUUGUAUAUAAAACGAGUGCUUAGGCAAUUACUAUAACCAUACUUCAAGUAUAUAUAGAGUUUACGGCUAAAAACGUACACAUUCGGUUGUAAAAGCGCAAAAGCGAUACAAAUUGAAUCAAGUCCAGCUGAAAGAAACCCUCCCCAAAAUAAAAUUGGAACCCACAUAUAGGUAUUGUGAAUGUAUGAAUAUGUUGUGUAGAGCUGGAAAAUCAUCCUCGCUUGCAAAUAAACACAUAUAAGCACGGACGUUUCUCCAGCUCUUAUUGUUGUGUCUUGUCCGAUUUAAUCUGGAGCUUGAAGAAAAUACCCUAAAACAGAUACGUUUUUCCAUUUACUAUUUUUUUUUUUUUGUGUGCGAUUUUUUUUUUUUUAGAUCCUAAAAAUCUCCCAAAUUUAUCACCUUAAACACGAACUUAAUUCGCAAUUAGAACGGAUUCGAUUUUUCCACUCUCUGUGUGUACAUAUUUAAGAAGCAUUAUGCUAAUAACAGCUAGAAUGACAACCCUCAGCAAAUUAAAUAAAUAAAUAAACAUUUAAUAAUAAUCCACGCAAACAGCUUACAUUUAAUUUCACGAUUUUUGUUUGUUUUGUUAAGUCCACAAGAGUUAAUUAAAUACCGCGACAAAGCGAAGGUGACGAAUAAAAAUUACAACUAUUAGUAAUUUAAAUGUUGUACAUAAAUCCAUGGAAAACGGUCCUAAGAGUAAAGUAUUUUUAAAGCCCAAUGCGAAAGUCAGCAAGUAAGCAUCCGAACGGAAAAGAGGAAAAGGAAUUCAAAUCAAAUCAAAUUAAAGGAAACGCAAUGAAGCGAAAGCGGAUAACUUGAACUCGAUGGAAAAGUCGAGGCAGAAAACUCGAACUCCGAGCAGUAACUACAAUUUUUUUUCUGCGCGCACAGCCGUGUAUAUCUUAAUUUGAUAUGGUAUAAAAAGUUUAGCUACUAACUGAAAGUAUACAGAAAACAUGAAUAUUAACUGCGGACGCCAACAAUUUUUAAUUACGCACUUUUUAUAUAACUUAAUGAGAAUGAAAAAGUUGGAAAAUCGAGACGAUAGUCAUAUUAAACAUAACAUAAAUAUAAAUAAAUUACAUAACGUUUUUAUUAACAAAAAGAAACAACAAAAUGGCUGACAAUUUUAAAUUUAUACAAAAAGAAAUUUAACUUCGCAAAAAGUUAAGUUAUAAAUGAAAGAAAAAUACAAAAAAAAAUAAAAGCAAAAAAUAUGUAAGAAAUUUACUCAUGCACGGGCAAGAUUUAUUUCAUAUAAUUAUUUACACAGGCGGAAGAAGGCAUUUUAAAAUUAGUGCAUAAAGCCGUAAAUCGCAGGCAAAGUUAAAGCUAAAGACAGGCACACACAAAAAAACACACACACACACAUAUACACAAUCGAAAUAUAUAUUGAUAUACAUGUGUAUAUAUAUUUUGUCAACAUUGUUAAAUAGCAGAAUAACAAACAAGAGAGCCAAAAACAACAAUUUAAUCUAUUCAGCAGCAGCAACAAAAGCAAAAGACAGCAAAAUACGAAAUACAAAUUACGAAUAACAAAUUACCAAAUACAUAAAAAGAUAAUGCUACGAAAUAAAUGUUCAUUAAUAUUGCUAAAUAAAAACUAUUUAUAUAUAUAAUUAUAAAAUAAA